AUGUCGGGUAAAGGAAAAAAUUCGAACCCUCCUUCGGUCGAUGUUCCUCCAGUCUUCGUUCCCGAUCCCAAUAAUCCUGCAAAUUCUAAUUCGUCUGACACUGCAAGUUCAGUAAUCGUUACAUCUCAAGCAGUAACUCCCGCUUUUUUAACUCCAACCAAUGCCAUCACUAAUCCCCCUGUGAAUAAUAAAGCAUUAGUCCCUACAUCUAGUACUUCCCCUACCACUGACAAUUCCUACUAUGGUUCUUCAGCUGACUUAACAAAUAGUCCUUCUGGUGCAGUGAUAGGAGUAGUUAUAGCCGUUGUGGUUGUUAUAAUUGUGGUAGUUUUAACAAUAAAGAAAUUAAGAAAAUCUGGUAGUGAUAGUUACAAGGAAAAUGCGAGUGUAUUAGAUGAUGAUGUUAUCGAAUUUAAUAUUGAAGAUCACAGAGAACUCAAUCAUGGAUGGAAUGAUUAUAAUAGUUACAAUUCACAGGGAACAAGAAGAUAUUAG
Molecule: messenger RNA, 495 nt
Organism: Racocetra fulgida
Lineage: Eukaryota; Fungi; Glomeromycota; Glomeromycetes; Diversisporales; Gigasporaceae
Source: the annotation of a GenBank genome assembly